AUGGCGUUCGGAAAAGGAGCGCUCAUGAGCAUGAGCAGAGGCUCCAUCUGCCGGAGAUGCCUGCUAACGAUGAAGUCCAUGGCUGGUGGAGGGCCAAUAUCAACAUACGCUCAACAACGCGGCAAAAAAACAUGGCACGGCCCGAAGUACCAGGCGAAGAUUGACCAGGCACAGGCUGAUUGGGAAGAGCGGGCUGAAAAGAUCAAGAAGGGAGAGAUUCAAAACACAUGGGAUAUGUUUGUUGAGAGAGGCUAUGUGAAGGACACAGCUGGGUCUACAAAGUCUGGCGCUGAGGUAAACUUGAAGUGCACUGUUUUCCGGAGCAGAUUGGCUGACUUCAACUCGGGAGAAAGAUCUCAUGAAACUAUUCGCAAACUGAUGCUUCACAAACGGAUUGGCGCCUACACUGGCAUUGACCCAACGGCGCCCUCCCUACACAUUGGCCAUUUGCUCCCACUCAUGCCGAUUUUCUGGAUGUAUAUGCACGGUUACGCUGGUUACACUCUGAUCGGUGGCGCGACGGCCAAGAUUGGCGACCCUACUGACCGGCUGGUCAGCCGCACGCCUCUCAAAAGGACCGACCUCACCAUGAAUUUGACCAAGAUACACUACCAACUCAAGGCCCUCUGGAUGAAUGUGGAGGAACAGGCAAGGAGGCGGGGCUUCGAGAAGGAUUGGGCAUGGAAACGGGCUGUUGUGAACAACUCUACAUGGUGGAACUCGCUUCCUCUGAUCGAGGUUCUCAAGAGGUUAGGGGAUAGUAUGAGAAUGGGUCCCUUGCUAUCCCGCGAUACGGUCAAGAACAAAAUGUCGAAAGGCGAUGGCAUGUCCUUCUCAGAAUUCACCUACCCGCUCAUGCAAGGUUGGGAUUGGUGGCAUAUGUAUCAGGCAAAUGGAAUCCAGAUGCAGAUCGGUGGCUCCGACCAGUAUGGAAACAUCGUGACCGGCGUCGAGACGGUGAAAGUCGUCCGUGAUAACGAGCCAGAUCCGGCGAAAAAAAUUGAAGGUGGUCCCUUCAACGAUCCGGUCGGCUUCACCGUCCCCCUCUUAACAGACUCAGCCGGUGUCAAGUUUGGAAAAAGCGCCGGCAAUGCCGUUUGGCUCGACAGGUUCCAGACUUCCGAGUUCGACCUUUACGGUUACUUUGUGCGGCGAUCCGAUCAAGAGGUCGAGAAGCUUCUCAAGCUCUUCACCUUCCUGCCUAUGGAGAACAUCAACGAGGCCAUGAAGAUCCACAGCGAGAACCCCGCCCGACGAGUUGCUCAACAUCUGCUGGCCUUUGAGGUAGUCGGCUUGGUGCACGGCAUGAACGCGGCGCAUAGGACCGCCUUGAACCACCAGGCCAGGUACGGAAAGCAAAUCGACAUCCCCGGCGUCACGCUCAGGAUGCCCAAGGCAGCAACCGAGGACACGCCACCCUCCAUUCUAGACGCCCCCAAGAUGGACAUGCAACUGCCCGAAUCUCUCAUCAUGGGUAAAUCCAUCGGCCGCAUCCUCUACGCCGCAGGCCUCGCAAAGAGCGCCUCAGAAGGCCACCGCCUCGCCACCCAGCAAGGUGCCUACAUUGGCGCCAUGCCUGGCCACAAGCGCACCGAUGACAACAAGGUGAUGGACUACUCCCAGCUCAGCUUCACCCCCAUCAAGCUCUGGUUCCCCCAGGAGACGAGGAACUACCUCAUCGACGGCAAGAUGCUCAUCCUCCGCAAGGGCAAGGUCCAGAUUCGCGUCAUUGAAAUGGUCAGCGACAAGGAGUGGAAGGAGUCUGGUCAGACGUACCCUGGCGAGCCGGGGACCGGUGCGCUGCGCAUGCUUCGCCAGCAGUUGAAGAUGCUAAAGUCGGGGAUGCUGACGCCGGACGAGGUCAAGGCCAACUUGAAGAACCAUGUCGAGGAGGAGGCGCCGCCGCCUGGGUUUAUGAAGUUUCCGGAUCAGGACUCUUAUGCUAUUAGGAGGGCGACUCAGGAGCUGAUGGAUGAGAUUCACCAGAAGGAGGUAGGGGGUGAUUCGCCGAGGGAAGAGAGGGGGGAAUGAUGAUGAGUUGUAGAGGGGGAUAACCAUCGUGGAUCUGGGUUUUCAUCUGAGUUGUACGAUAUUGGCUUGUAUUAUAUCAGAUGCAUUAUACUCUGUUGUACAUUUUCGUAUGUGUGCACAUGAACUGGGAUAAAGAAUUGGAUGUAGAAACGUAGGUAGAGAAAUAAGCUCCAAUCCAAAUACGUUUGCGGACCA
This is a messenger RNA of Podospora pseudopauciseta, 2226 nucleotides long. It is a transcript of the gene MSY1, whose product is annotated as tyrosyl-tRNA synthetase. Gene Ontology annotation, cellular component: mitochondrion; cytosol. Gene Ontology annotation, molecular function: tyrosine-tRNA ligase activity; ATP binding; RNA binding. Gene Ontology annotation, biological process: tyrosyl-tRNA aminoacylation. NCBI's taxonomy places the organism in Eukaryota, Fungi, Ascomycota, Sordariomycetes, Sordariales, Podosporaceae. The record is from RefSeq and is a predicted model, not a curated record.